UGUGUGACAUUAUAUUAAUAAAUCACAUUCGAUAUUAUGAAAAUUAAAAAUAAGUUUAAAAAAUAAACUUUGUAAAGUGAUUUAAAGAAUGUUGUGGACUGUUUGAAAUAAGUAUUGUGCUUAAAGGAAUAUAUUCAUUUGACAGAUAGAAAGCCUCCUAGACACAGAAAUCAUCGAUCCACAGCACACCCCUUCCCAAUCUGUCAGCAAAGAAUGCGAUAGCCGGAAAGCAUCCCCAUGUAUUUCCCGGAUUUUCCACGAUAUCGCACCCCGCGGAAUGCGUGUCUAACAGGGUGGUUUUCCAACCGAAUGUCUCGGAAAAACGACCUGUGAAAAUGGGGAAAGACUGAGGGACAGAAUGUUCGGAAUUUUCGCGAGAAUGGUAGGAAAUUCGCGUCGGCAUCACAUCCUCGCGUACUUUGUGCUUCUGGUUUGUGUGGUUGAUUUGGGACAAGGCUCAUUUAUUUCAGAUAGUCUAGAUUUUUCACUAUUCGUUCGCCACAGACGAAGUUAUAGUGAGCAGCACAAGAAAAGCAAAGAGGCUCUGUUGGGAAUCGGAAACGCAGUGAAAUCGGCAGCUCAUGCUGGAAAACCUACAGUUUUCAUUACGGAAAAUUGUACAGUGGUGCUGGCUCAAAUUGGCGGAACUGCCACAUUGCCAUGUGUCGUGAGAAAAUUCAGCAACGGAGUGGUGUCAUGGAUAAGGAAACAUGACUACCACUUGCUGACGGUGGGCGUGGCGACCUACAAUGCCGACGACAGGUUCAUGGUGGAACACGUGCGCCACCUACAGAACUGGGGACUGAUGAUCAAACACGUGCAACCUUCGGACGCCGGCCUGUACGAAUGUCAGGUGUCCACGCAUCCACCAACUAGUAUAGUUGUUGAGUUAAAAGUAACAAAAGCGCAGGCUGAAAUCCAAGGUGCUCCAGACCUCUACAUCAGAUCUGGCUCCACUCUACGCCUAGUCUGCACUCUAAAACACUCUACCGAGCCUCCUGAGUUCGUGUUCUGGUUUCACGAACAACGCAUGAUCAACUACGACCCAGGAGUUACUGUGAAAGAAGGUCGAAGUUCCAGUGUUCUACAUUUGCAGGAUGCCGAAAAAAUACACGACGGAAAUUACACGUGCGGGCCUAGCAAUGCUGUACCGGCCAGCAUUAAUGUGCACGUGCUGAAUGCUACUGCAGAGGAAAAACCGGCAGCCAUGCAGCACGCCAACUCCACGAAGAGUUCCUCAUCAACUUUUCUAUUAAAUUGCGGACUGCUGGCCGCCAUUUUGGUAUCGACCUUCGAACUGUCAACGUCGUGAUGUCCAUAGAUGAGUAAAAUAAACGAAACAAGGGAAAACAUGUUUUAUGGAGAACUCAGGCAAAUGAGUUCAAUCUGGCAACAACUUUACUAUUCUUACUACUUAGUAUUAAUUAACUCUAAUUUUUUAUGGGUUUUAUUUAAUAAAAAAUAUCGAUAAAAUUUAAAUACUUUUAUAAUUUAACUUAUUAAAAUUAUUGAAGAAUCAUACCAAUACAAUAUAGAUUAUCGAUAGAAAAGAAAUGAUCAUUUGCUUGAAGUUCUCUUUGGUACUUUGUAUACAUUAUAAUAAUAAUUAUAAUAUGUAAGAAAUUAAAAUUUCUAUUUUGUGAUAUUUCUUAAGGGUAAGUUGUUUAUUGUAGACUAAAUUUAAAAGCUUCUUGGUUAGUUAAUAAAAAAAAUCGAAUAAUUUAUUCGGCGUCAAAUU
Molecule: messenger RNA, 1738 nt
Organism: Sitophilus oryzae (rice weevil)
Lineage: Eukaryota; Metazoa; Arthropoda; Insecta; Coleoptera; Curculionidae
Product: lachesin-like
Exons: 6
Coding region: 359-1312 (317 amino acids)
Biological process (GO): synapse organization
Cellular component (GO): neuron projection membrane
Source: RefSeq, a predicted model, not a curated record